AUGAAGUAUGGCUCCAAGACGGCAGUCAUUCGAAAGGAAUCAUGCCUCCCAAAAGAGAUCUGUUGCUUCAAAGGAAACACGGUUCCUUUUCUAUUCAUAAUAUUAGAAUUUGGUUUGGCGAUCAGAUUUUUAAACCAUCGGCCUCUUGACCAAUCAUCGACACCACUGAAUAAUCAUCCACAACUUGACCCAUCUCCUUUACCAUUUCCUUGCAUUUUUUCUCGAAAAGAUUGUUCUUUUUGGGUAUUCCUUUUUGAGUCUAUAUUUUCUUUUCUUUUCUUUUCUUUCUUUCUUUCUUUCUUUCUUUCUUUCUUUCUUAUAUGCUUGAUGAUUUCUUUUCUUUCUUUCUUUUCUGACAUGCUUGAGGUUCCCCUUCGUUUCUUUUCUUCUUUGUUUAUUUGUUUCUUUCUUUUUUUGUUUCUUUCUUUCUUCCAUGCUUGUUGUAUUCAGUACUUUCUUUUUCUUUCUCUUUUUCUUUCUCUUUUAUUUCUUUCUUUCGUUCUUUUUCUUUCAUACUUGAUGUUUUACUUUCUUUCUUUCAUACUUGCCAUUGUCCUUUCUUUCUUUCUUUCUUUCUUUUUCUUUCUUUCUUUCUUUAUACCAAGCUGCAUCGCUUCCUUGCUGCGGUCUCUCUCUCUCUCUCUCUCUCUCUCCUCUCUCUCUCUCUCUCUCUCUCUCUCUCUCUAUCUAUCUAUCUAUCUCUCUCUGUCCUUUCUUUAA
Molecule: messenger RNA, 720 nt
Organism: Acanthosepion pharaonis
Lineage: Eukaryota; Metazoa; Mollusca; Cephalopoda; Sepiida; Sepiidae
Source: the annotation of a GenBank genome assembly